This is a messenger RNA of Columba livia (rock pigeon), 7472 nucleotides long. Its product is annotated as interleukin-17A. Gene Ontology annotation, molecular function: cytokine activity. Lineage: Eukaryota; Metazoa; Chordata; Aves; Columbiformes; Columbidae. The coding region runs from base 6590 to 7135 and encodes 181 amino acids. The transcript has 2 exons. Gene Ontology annotation, biological process: inflammatory response. Gene Ontology annotation, cellular component: extracellular region. The record is from RefSeq and is a predicted model, not a curated record.
AGUAAGCCUCAUCAUACUGGGAAUGAAGCUAAAGAGCUAAAUUUCAUCCUCAUGAGGCAUUUGAGAGCAUGAAAUCAAGAAUUCCAGCAUCCCAUAUUCUGGUAUGUCUCCUCUCUUGCAUCAGCCAGAAGAGUAUACACAACUGCACAGAUAACCUCAUGCACUGCUGCAUUUCUUGUUUCGUUGUCCGAUUGAAGUCAGGGGUGAUACACUAAUGUAAAAUCGCAAGCUGUGCCCAUGUAGCAGCUCGUAUUUGCAAUUUUUAACAGAUGGAACUGAUAAAACUACACAAGAAUUUAUUGUCUUUUUUUUUUUCACCCAAUGGAUGAUGCAAAAAAAUAACUCUCAAAUGUUCUCCAGAGAGUCUGUGAGAUGUUUUUCUCCCUAUUUUCAGUUUUGGAAAUUCUGAGCAAUCUUGUGCAGCCACUCCUCAUUUACUGCAGAAAAAGUCAGAAAAGUAUAUGUAGCUGGAGGUGAAAGAGGCUGAUAAACCUGCAACUGGCAACUCGUUUUGAGAUAAGGAUGAAUACACUGAGGACUUCCUGGUAACCUUCAGAAUUUACUUCAUUUCAGAUAAAUUUUAACUAUAGUGGUCCCAAAAAGGAAGAAUAAAGAUUUUCCACAGGCUGGAAAUCUGACAUUGAUUUUGUGCAAAGAGAGUUUCUGAUUUCUCUUGAACUUGGAGCACCACUCUGCAAGGGAUGGGUGGGUCAAGCAGAGAUCCUUCCAAGAAGAGCGAGGAAAAUAUAAAAUGUGCAAAAGUCUUGAAAGCAUGACCCAAGAGGAAAAGGAGACCUGAACAAUUUGUCCCUGUACCCACUGGGGAUGGGAAAUAAAUGUCUCAACCUGCAGUAGUGAAAUUUCAGAUGGAACUUUGGAAAGGGAGGAGAUGCUGAGGGACCCCAAGUCCUUCUCCCCCUGCUUCCUGCCAUUGGCUGGGGCCAAGGUGUGGGCGAGAGACAGGAUGCGAGCAGAUAGCACAGUAAACAGAGAAUUUCAAAAUGAGUUAAUUGCUUGUAUGAACCAUUCUACCAGCUUGAGUGUGAGCCAAUUUUAUGCAUAAAGGGUUUCUUCUUGUGUAGUUUGUAACUGGUUGUGAAAUGUACUGCCACAGGAUGUCUUCGAAGCCAUGAAAAUAAAGCAUUAACAGAGAGAUCUUUAAUAGAUAACAAAACCGUUUGGUCAUUAACAUCAUUGAUAACCACAAAAAAAAAAAAAAAUGAGGAGACACAUUAAAUCGUCGGUGCACAAGGGAGAUCCUUACCACCUCUGGUGGUCUGGUUUCAGCCUACCAUCAGCCAGUCAUUGCAUGUCUCAAACUUUCCAUUACACAUAGACAAGUACCUUGUGAUGGCCAGGAGAUAUCUUCCCUCCCAUCAGGUGUCAGGUGCUAAUUCAGCCCAACUUUACAAUGAACCCUUGGGCACGACUAUAACACAAGUAGUGAUGCUGCUGCUCAUCAGGGUCCAGCUGGAAUGGGAUCACAGAACGGUUUGGAUUGGAAGGGACCUUCAAAGAUCCCCCAGUGCCACCCCUGCCACGGACAGGGACAUCUUCACCAGCUCAGGUUGCUCAGAGCCCCAUCCAGCCUGGCCUGGGAUGUCUCCAGGGAUGGUUCAUCCACCACCUCUCUGCCCAACCUGGGACAGGCUCUCACCACCCUCAGGGGCAACAAUUUCUUCCUCAUGUCCAGCCUGAAUCUCCCUUCUUUAGUUUAAAACCAUCACCCCUUGUCCUGUCGCAGCAGCCCCUGUUUAAAAGUUUACCCAUAUCUAAUCAAAGAAGUCAUAUCCCACACCCACCUCCUGGCAGCAUAAAGCCCCUCUCCACUUACCCAGGCUACAUUACAGUUACAUAUUAAUCAUCUAAUAAUUACCACAGAGCAGACAGAAAUUUCCUGCCUCUUGUUCAGUCUAACUCAUGUAUCUGGAAGCCCUUUUUUCCUCCCUGUCCCUCCAAACAGCAAACAAAAAAAAGUAUGAAUUGACUGGUCUAAUUCCUUUAUGUUGACUCCCUGGUUACUGAGCAUCUAUUAGAUAUUAGUCAUGCAACAGACGUGUCAACCACUGGCAGUAACCACAGCUGUCAAAUAACUGUGAUAUUGAUUUAGCUGUGUUCGGAAAACUUAGGCAUGCAGGAGGGCACGAUAAUUUCUACUGCAGCUGCUGGGGAGGAAAAGCAGAAAUAUCCAAUAGAGGAAAAAGGUUAUUCUAUCUUUUCUGCUAUGUCUCCUGUACAAAGAUCAAGGGGUGGGAGGCAAUGGGUGAUUUAACCAGUUUGGAAGGGACCUCUGUAUCUCUCAGCCACCCAUCCACUCAGAGCAGGAUUACAUUAAAUUAAAAUUAAACCCCAGUGUUUAAUCAAGGUUCUCAGAGCUUUGCCAUGUCAAGCUCAGAGUUUCCCUCAGAUAACCAUUGCCUACAGGUUCAGUCUAAUCAUUGAUAUCCUAGAAAAUACCUCCACAAGGCACAGCAGGUCAUGCAAUGCUUGUUUGUAAGAAGAGUGUUCCUUUACUUUAUAGGCAUGUAUAAGAAUAUGUACUCAAGAGGAAGAAAAUGCAUUCUCUCGAACAAGAAAACAAAGAAAAUAUGUAUCUUCCUGCAUGUGAAUAGAAAAGCUCCUUAUUUUUCAAAAGCAGCAUAAACUUAACUGAUAGUGAUUGAAAAAAAUGGUUUAAGUAUUUUGAGAUAUUUGCCAUUUCUCUUUUAAUUUACAGCAAGCUCAGUCAGGACACCAGAGCUCUGGCACUAAUUCACACUGUGACUUGGAGAGGUGAAAGUGUCGUCAAGACCAACAUGCUCAGAUUUAGGUGCCUGAAGGCUCUCAGCUGGGUAAAGUACUUAAGUAGCAACUUAAUCUCAAAAAAGAUUUCACCAGAGCUAAGAGAAGGGCUAGGCUUAAUUUCAAAGGCUUUAAAUAAUCUUCAGUCUUUUUGUUCCAGUAAGAUUUUGUUAGUGUCCCAGUUUUCAGAUCCCUAGUUAAGAGAGAAUGAAGUGUCAGAACAAAAGAAAUGCCAUGAGGUAAAAUCUAAUUUCACGGAAAAAAAUCAUGUUCUAUUUUUUAUUUCACUUCAGAUUGGGAAGAAUCGGAAAAUAAUCAUUUGGAUCUGGAAAAAUCUUGGAACAAGAAAUGUGAUCGUUUUAUUUGUAUAAUUCAGACCCUGUGGAAGCAUCUCAAGAGGUGUAUUUUCUCCUGACAUCCUCUCCUCUUGCCUAUGACAAUUGCAAGUGAAGGCGUUCAUCACUCAGAAUAAACCGUGGAAAGUCUUUUGGGGUUUUUUUCACCAUUGCAAUGUCACAUUACAUUAGCCAUGUUUGAAUGGUUAACUAGUCACCUUUCAAGUACUGAGGUAACCCAAACCACAGACACAUUUAGGGUAGACAAGCCUGGAUUUAGGGUCAGGCUGCUUGAACCUGACCUUCUGUUGCCUUGCAUGUUUUUGAAAUCUUUUUGCUUCUAAAAUUGGAAAUUUAACUAACCCACUUUGAAUGGAUAUUUCUGUAAACGGCAUAAGAGAAAACCCCUUCUGAGGGAACAAUUUCCUUUAACCUGUACGUCUCUAACUCUAAGAGGGAAACUGAGUUACACCUUUAACUUUUCAAGCAUCAGCGUCUUUUAAACAAGCUGCUAUAGGUCAUGGCUAUCCCAGAAACUGCAAACUAAAUUCUACCCUUAUUUACAUCCUCCUUUGCACGGCACAAGGUGAGUAAACCUUGGACUUACACAUAAAUAUUAAGCAAAUGUAAAAAACAUUCCUUAUUUGCAUCAUUUUCACCAAAAUUAGACCUGAGAAAAGAACAUGCAUCAGCAGAUCAACACUAACUGUUACUUCAUUAUGCCUGUCCAAGCUACUUGUAACUCACUGUCAAAGCAAAGUGAUGAGAGUCAUUUAGAAAUGAAAAAGAAAGAAAAUUUAGAGAAGGAUAGAUUCAAGGUUCAACCCCUUCUUUCUAAAAUGUAAGCUCCUUUUUCAAUAAUCUGUCUGGAAUUCAGUCUAUGAGCAGCAUCAACAUUCUUGUGUCUGUCCAUCACCCACCUACUCCCCAGGAUUCUCAUCAGAGAAGAAGGUUUAUUAUAUCUUGCAGUUCAUUACGAUCAACAUCAUUAGCUGGGAAGCUGCAGCCUGAGAGAUUUGAGCCUACCCUUCUUCCUAUGUACCAGGUUUUGUAGCACUAUGGGUGAAGAGUCUUUCCUUGGGAGAUGUUUUGUUGUCCUAGUUAGCUAUGCCAUGAACUAUUUGCCAGGGACAAGAAGACACUGUAGGUUAGUGACUGGGAUAUUUGCCUGGGAGAGGCAUCAGUUUUCUAGUUCCUGGUCCAUUAUCUGCUUUAUCCAAAAUUUCCACGUCCCUACUUUGCUGCUGAUUGGCCGAACUCUAGAGCUCUGACCUAUCGAUGGAUAUGGAAUGACAGCACAUAAGCCACCAGUCCCAGAACACCCCAUACAUUCCAGUGACCAAAACACUAGAGGGCCGUUAAGUUCCUAAAAGCAGGUGAGAGGAACAAAUACAGACAUCCCUCCUUGCAGGCAAGGUCUUUUUCAGGGUCAAGCCCAUACAGCUUUUAAUAUAUAUUUGUGUUUCAUCCAGACAUCUGUCUAAGAAACAAAAAAUAAGGCAGUAGCUGUCAACCAGAGCAAAAAGGAUGAUUCAAAGUCAAAAGGAGGCACAGCCCUGAAGCAGCCCAGCCUCUCCAGAUCUGCAACCCCCUCACAAUAUCCUACUGAAAAUCUAGAAAAAUAUCCCCGGAUUGGAGAAAGGGGUCCUGACUGUCACCAUGUCAAAUGAAGCCCAUCCACUCAAACACAGGGGUUUAAAUAUGGCACAUUUAAAUACUAAUAUGGCACGUUACAGCUGCAGUAUGUUGGUCUUACAAGGAUGGAGAGACAGCAAGGUGGGAUUGGUAGCUGCACAGAAUCAUUGUUCACUGUCACCCAGGACACAGGGCUGGGACACAUGGAGUCAUGAUGCCUUGGGGCUACACAAUGCACAGUAUUUUAGCUCCCUGUAUUUUCAAGUGUGCUCUAUUAACACCUAUAUAUCACAGACAAGGUGCCUGCAGUUCCUUCCAGUUUUCCUGCCUACAAGAGGAGUCGCCUUGCAUCUCUCAGCUUUCACAAGGUUUCUCUUGAUCCCUCUGUCCACUCCCUACAUCACACAUACAAGCUUUAACUAUACCUAUCACACUUCCCAGACUCCUUUCCUUAGGAUCACAAGCCCUGUCUCAUAGCACAAAAGCCUGAAGUGAACUGUAAAAAUGGCAAGCUCAAUAUCAAUAAUCACUUUUUAUUUUUUUCCCCUAGAUGGAGAAUGAUUGAAUUUGGGAACUCUCUAUCAAGAAGCAUUGUGGCCAAAACUGGCAUGUCACACUUGAGGUGUAGCUGUGGAUAAAACCAGCCUGAUCCAGACUAGGAUGUUUGAGAAAGAAAUAGGAGUUUGAGAAGGAAUCUGGGUCCCCAGGCACCAAAGCAAGUGGCAACACAUGGCAAGUGUGGAGAGCAAUUGGAUGGGGACCAGCUGUCUAAUAUGUGUCCAAAUCAGUAUGGAAAGACAUUAGAUUGACCUAGGAGCAAAUGGAUCCAAUGUGGCAGUGCCAGGGACAUAAGUGUUUUUGAUACCUACAGAAUCCCAAGCCAAGAGCAUGCAAAGCAUCAACUUGUGUUUGUCUAGAUGACGACUCUAGUCCCAAUUUAAAAUUACUUACUUUAUACUUGCUUACUGCCGUGUGCACCAAUUUUCUUGGUGGUUUUCUUAUAUCACCAUUGAGUUUUGUUACUACUUGUGUGAUAUGGCUGAAGUAAUGACAUCAUCUACAGAUCUAAGAAAGGGUGAGCCCAUAUCCUGUCUUCCACCUAUGUCAAUGGAAUAUAUACACUUACACUUCUUUAAUUUAAGUUAUGGUCAGAAACCACAGCUACGGCUGGGAAAAAAAAAACACCUACUCCACAUAAAGUAGGACAGCACAGAAGCCCUUAUAAAAAGUCCACCAGCAAAUGUGCCCAGACACCUUCAGUUCGACAGAGACCAGCACAGCAUCAGCCGUGGUAAAAGAAGUAAGAUGUCUCCGAUCCUUUGUGCUUCUCUGGUAAGAACUUGCUUUCUGUUUUUUUAUCUGCAAUUUGAUAGAGCCAUAUUUAAAUUCUAAUAGAUGAAUGCAGGAAUGGUGAUCUACCCCCACCUUUAAAAUGCUUGUUUAAACCAUUAAUAACUGAAAAUAAUUAAAACGGGAGACUGCUGAAUAGUACCAGCGUGGGGCAGCAAUGAGACUGUUGGGUGUAUUAGUGAAUGGGGCUUCUACCAUGUUCUCUGAAAUCAAGAAAUACAUUGAAAACUCAACCUUGCAGUGUCUUUUUGUUGCUAUAUCCUUUCUACCAUCUCCUGUAUUAUAUUAUUUUGUAUAAUUGUGGGGUUUUUAUCAUUAAAUUACAACUGAAUGUAUACCAUACAUGUCAGCACUGUAGUAACUAGUUAAUGAAAGCAAGCAUGGAGGUUAUACAUAUUUCCAUAAUUACUCCAGCCUGCAGCAUAGACUUUAACCACCAGCUGGACUCCCUGUGGGUGAGUUUUGCAGCCCCGCAGAGGAGUCAUUAGAUGUGCCGCGCUACCGCGACUGUACCUGGGUUGUGUCCUAAAUGUGCCCUAAAUUGUCUUCAGUUCAGAUCGCUGCUCUUAGCACUGCUGGCCGUGCUGUCAGCCAGUGAUUCUGCCCACGGGAAGGUGAUACACCCCAGAGCCAAGCCAGAGAGCCUCUUCAAGCAAGCGUAUGCUGGAUGCCUGAGCCAAAAACACUCAAAAUUCCCUCAAACUGUGAGAGUCAACAUAAGCAUCAGCACCAUGAACCAGGACACUAAAAUGACUCCUAAUGUCAACAGCCGCUCCCUGGCUCCAUGGGAUUACAGGAUCGAUGAGGACCAUGACCGCUUCCCCCGGGUGAUUGCCAACGCCGAGUGCCGCCACUCCUGGUGUCUGAAUUUGGACGGGCAGCUGGACCACAGCCUCAACUCCGUCCCCAUCCACCAGGAGAUCCUCGUCCUGCGGAGGGAGCAGAAGGGCUGCCACCAGUCAUACCGGCUGGAGAAGAAAACAAUCACUGUGGGCUGCACGUGUGUCACCCCCUUGAUCCGACACCAGGCUUGAAGGGAACCGGUAGCGUAAGAGCAGGGAGCCAUGAAGAAAAACUUCCUUGCCUAACAGCAACGAAAUGAAGGGGCCUGAUUCAGUAUCUACAAAACUAAAUGAAGCCAUAAUGAUUAACUAGAAUCUAUCAGAAUAUAUCAAAAAUGAAGAAGUCUCAGUUAAAAAAAAAAUAAUAUUAUAUAUAUGUAUAUGUAUAUAUUUUUCCCCAAAAAAAAUCUUGAACUCUGUGAAUUCUGAAUCCAGACACCUUCAUGUGCCAGGCUGAAAAAGUAAUGGAGACUCUUUACACACCUUUAGUUUACACUUUGAAAUGUUUAUUUAUGUAAUUCUAUUUAUA